Molecule: messenger RNA, 2245 nt
Organism: Priapulus caudatus
Lineage: Eukaryota; Metazoa; Priapulida; Priapulimorpha; Priapulimorphida; Priapulidae
Product: DNA replication complex GINS protein PSF1-like
Exons: 7
Coding region: 292-882 (196 amino acids)
Biological process (GO): DNA strand elongation involved in mitotic DNA replication; DNA replication
Cellular component (GO): GINS complex
Source: RefSeq, a predicted model, not a curated record
UUUUAAUAAAAUUGUUUAACUUUAGUAAUGUUCACUAUUAAACGGAAUUGCUAAAAUUAAUUUAAAUGUAAUUUAUGCGUUUGUAAUGUAAUUUAUUGCAGCCAAAUGCAAAGUAUGCUGGGAGAAAUACGUACUUCCGUUACGUGUAAACUUUGGCGGUGGUUUUGUUUACAAAGUUGUUACCUGGUACAUUAACAAUAACAAGAUUUUCUGCGAUUCGUGACUACCUAUGAUUUACAGACUUUUAUUCACUCUCGCAUAUUUUUUUGGGGCCGACACCAAGCUACAAUCAUGUAUGGAGAGAAAGCCUUGGAACUUAUACGAGAGCUGCAGCGAUCUGCUGGUUCAGCUCUACCGCCAUUCAACGAGGAUGGCAUCAGACAAGUACUAGAAGAAAUGCGAGGCUUAUUUGAGCAAAACCAGCAAGAUGUGAGUGCAACAGUCGGAGGAGAGAUGGGUCUAUUUUCAGGUGUACAGCUCCGUCAUGCAUGCUUGGAACGAAAUCGGCGCUGCUUGUUAGCAUAUCUUUACAAUCGCCUCCUAAGGAUCAGAGACAUGAGGUGGGAAUUCGGGAGCGUUUUACCGCAAGAUAUCAAACUCUGCCUUUCUGAACACGAAUUGCAGUGGUUCAGUCGAUACAGCAAGUCUCUCGCCGGCUACAUGCGGUCGAUCGGCUCUCACGGCGGACUGGACCUCACGCAAGACACGAAGCCGCCAAAGUCCCUGUACAUCGAGGUGCGAUGUUUGGUUGAUUACGGAGAAUUUGAGACGGAUGAUGGUGACAUCAUACUAUUGAAGAAAAGUAGUCAGCAUUUUCUACCAAGGUCACAGUGUGAGCACCUCGUUAGACAGGGAAUUCUGGAACACAUCCUCUCGCUAUGACCAACUCUGCAGUCAUCAAACAAUCGGAGAACACAAGAUCAUGUUAAUACUGUGCCUAACAUCAAGAUGCGUUCGAGUAACGUUACACAUUGUGAACACAAGACUUCUCACGUUCGCCGAGAAGGGUUUUAUACUCGCAUAUUUAUAAGUAAUAAUAUUCGUGUUUCUAUAGAAAAUGAUUUCUUAUAUUAAACAGCCCACAACAGACAAUACAAGUGUUAUUUCACUAGCACAGUUGUAACCUAGAGACAGAAUGUAAAUAUCUACAGAAGAAUUAUUCCAAUCGUCUGCGUUUGCUAUAAUGCGUGCAUUUGUUGUUGUUUUUUAAUCACGGCACCACACCUCAUCAGCAGUGAUUGUUCUACAUCAUUGCUUAAAUGUUGCUGCUACACAUGACAAAAUUUACAACCCUGUGUCAAACAUGGGUCUCUACACGUUGGUACCAUGUUGUCCACCAGUUGGCGGUCAUGAUUACUUCCACGUCUCUCGACGCGACUGUCGAAAGUUAUUCGUGGCACGCCGGCAGGCUGCAACUCACAAACGUACAUUUGAUGACCACGCACCAAGUGGAAUGUUCGAUUGCUAAAUGCAUAAACGUGAGCAAAAUUCGCGCUGCAAAGCGUGGGCACCUCGGCCUGCGAUUGGUCGCCCCAUAAAUAUUCCAUAAUGCACCCAGUGUAUUAUGGGACUUGUACAGAUCUCCCACUUACACGCACGGUAGCCUAAUGCAUUAUAGGAUAUUUAUGGAUCUCCCUCGUGCACAUGCAAGGCAGACGAAUAACAGAUAGUCGGUGAUCACCCGUCGUAGCUCUACCUAUACAACAUUUAGUACGGCUAGUUCUACACACUGCAAGUUUAUACACGCCAAACCGAAAUAAACGACACGCUCAUCGUAAAAUCCACACACCGCCAUGCAGUACGAAAAAAAAAUCGAUCGCGAUGGAGCGACCAGCGUUGAAGAAAAGUACAGACAAAUUGGUUCGAUCGGCUAGCAAUCUUGUCACCCUGAGCAUGUCUAACCUGCGUGUUAACAUACCGAGCAGCACAGUUCUACUACACAAAAACAACUGCGCUUCUGAACUGAAUUUGCUCAACUAGCUGCAAGCCGUCUCACAACUUUAUAUGACACAAUGGUGAACUUGGCACAAGUGCAAACUUCGAUCGGUGUGAUUCAUGACGGUAAAAAUGCGCACGCUUAGCUACCGCGAAUAGAGCAGUUGUGUAGUAAUAGGCUAUAAUUACAUGCUCAUGUUUCUCCCAAAAGUCCACGACAACUGCAGCCAUGCCGAACGUAUACUUACAUGUCAUAAACCAAGGAAUGUUAUUAGUUGACCUCACGCUUGUAAAUGAUAUGCUAAAUAAU